GCGGGCCCCGCCGGGGCGUGUGAGAGAAGCUGGGACGUCGGGUCGGCGGCUGGCUGAGGCACUUUCCUUCCCGCUCGGCAGCUGAAGGGACAGAGAGAGAGGAUGAUGCGGCUCCGGAGCCCCGCGCUGCUGAGGGACCUGCUGAGGCUCAGCCAGAGCGGAGCAGCGGCCGUUGGCGGGCCUGGCUGCUGCCGCCACCCGUUGCUGAGGCGGCUCCAUCCCGCCGCCGCCGGUUGCCGCCUGCCUAGCGGCGCCGCCCGCUCCUUAUGCACCCGCUCGGAGGGGAUUCUGGACGAGCCGGGAAAGGGCCCUCCGCCGUCUCAGCAGCAGCAGCAGGCGGCGCCCUCGGCGGAGAAGCCCGGCGCCAACAACAGCCACGGCGCCGAAGCCGGCGGCAUGGGCGACAAUAAGAUAAAGCAAGGUCUUUUGCCUAGUUUGGAGGAUUUGCUGUUCUAUACUAUUGCAGAAGGGCAAGAAAAAAUACCAGUUCACAAAUUCAUCACGGCCCUGAAAUCAACAGGUUUACGUACAUCUGACCCAAGACUGAAAGAAUGCAUGGAUAUGCUAAGAUUGACUCUUCAAACAACAUCAGAUGGUGUCAUGCUUGAUAAAGAUCUCUUUAAAAAGUGUGUCCAAAGCAAUAUUGUCUUGCUUACUCAGGCUUUCAGACGAAAGUUUGUCAUUCCAGAUUUUGUGUCAUUUACUUCUCACAUUGAUGAACUGUAUGAAAAUGCUAAAACACAAUCUGGAGGAACGGUUGCUGACUAUAUUCCACAACUGGCUAAAUUCAGUCCUGACUUGUGGGCAGUUUCUGUUUGUACAGUUGAUGGACAGAGGCAUUCUGUUGGAGAUACCAAAGUUCCAUUUUGUCUUCAGUCCUGUGUAAAGCCUUUGAAGUAUGCUAUUGCUGUUAAUGACCUUGGCACGGACUAUGUACACAGAUAUGUUGGUAAAGAGCCUAGUGGACUAAGAUUCAACAAAUUGUUCCUCAAUGAAGAUGACAAACCUCACAAUCCUAUGGUGAAUGCUGGAGCAAUUGUGAUCACUUCCUUGAUCAAGCAAGGAGCAAAUAAUGCUGAGAAAUUUGACUAUGUGAUGCAGUUCAUGAAUAAGAUGGCUGGAAAUGAAUACGUUGGGUUUAGUAAUGCCACGUUCCAGUCUGAAAGAGAGAGUGGAGAUCGAAACUUUGCAAUAGGUUACUAUCUGAAAGAGAAAAAGUGUUUUCCAGAAGGCACAGAUAUGGUUGGCAUAUUGGACUUCUACUUCCAGCUGUGUUCCAUAGAAGUGACUUGCGAAUCGGCCAGUGUAAUGGCAGCAACAUUGGCUAAUGGAGGGUUUUGCCCAAUAACUGGUGAGAGGGUACUGAGCCCAGAAGCCGUUCGGAACACUCUAAGUUUAAUGCACUCCUGUGGCAUGUAUGACUUCUCAGGACAGUUUGCCUUCCACGUUGGUCUUCCUGCAAAAUCAGGGGUUGCUGGUGGCAUUCUGCUGGUUGUUCCCAAUGUUAUGGGCAUGAUGUGCUGGUCCCCUCCUCUGGACAAGAUGGGCAACAGCGUUAAGGGGAUACACUUUUGUCACGAACUGGUAUCUUUGUGCAAUUUCCAUAAUUACGAUAAUUUGAGGCACUUUGCGAAGAAGCUUGAUCCUCGCAGGGAAGGUGGUGAUCAGCGGCAUUCCUAUGGACCGCUGGACUAUGAGAGCCUUCAGCACGAACUUGCAUUAAAAGAGACUGUGUGGAAAAAAGUGUCACCCGAGGCAAACGAGGACAUCUCCACCACUGUAGUGUAUAGAAUGGAAGGUCGAGGAGAGCAAAACUAAAGAAAUGGGCUCUAGUUUCAGAGAGAGUUGGUUUUCAUCUUUAAACAUGCUCCCGUUUUUCUAGAUCGCACAGUUCCAGAGAAGCUAGGUUUGAUUUCAGUGUUUUGUAAAUAACUGCUCUGAGAUACCAAAGAUUAGUAUCUGGUUUUAUGCAGAUUCCUUUUAAUCGCUUUUUCAGAAAGCAAGCGGAAAUAAAGCACGAAAAUGUGUGUGGCCUAUACUUGAAAUUGUAUCAUGCUUAAGGAAUGAAUUCAAAAGGGAAUUUCAUGGGGUAUUAAAAAAAACAACAAAAAAUUUGCAGUGCAGCAAAACACAAAGGUAUAUUGGCUACAAAAGAAAAAUGGAACAAUAGAUAUAGAAAAAAUAAUACCCGGAUCAUAUAUUUUUUAUAAGUGGAUAAAUUUUACUGUUGUCACAAUUUGCUUAGAUUUUAACAGACUGUUAAACAAAUCCUCCGUUAGAUUUUUCUCUCUCUCUGUCUUUUAGUAUCUUAAUCCUAAACAUUUGGAAGCAGGUUCAUUUGCUUUCAGUUCAAGCAAAUAUAUGCAAAGUCAUUCAUUCAACUUGUGCAACAUUGGAAAAGGCUGAAAAUGAAUGGAGGUGAUAGGAUUCUUUGUAUCAGUCGUUAUGUAACAAUAUGUAGAAACCUAGUUUAAACAACUCUUAAAUAUAUUGAAUAUUGAAAUAUACCAAAGUAUAGAAUAGUAUUGAUAAGUUCGUUAAUCUUCUAAUAGCAGCAUAUUAGGAAACCAUGCUUGCGUUGUGCCUUUGACUUCUGAAAAAUGAUAGAACCAAUGGUUGAGAGACACACACUCCAUAUAUAUUAUAAUAUAUAUAUUACUCUAGAUUCUGCCAGAAAUAAAUAACAAUAGGUGCAAUAAGAAAGAAAGCGUUUCACAUUUGAGAGCCCUUUAACACACGGAGGCAUUGCUUUUCUGCCGUUCGCUGAAAGUGGUAUUAAACGCUUUUCAGAACCUCCAGUUUUAACAUAGCAUGGGGAAGGAACUUUGUGAUAGUCUGCAAAUUUUUACAUGCAGAAGGGGCUGGGUUCAAAUCCUGGCACCUCCAGGUAGAUCUGGAGCUUUUGUAUGAAAACUCCUAGAGAGGUUUGGCUGUAGUGAGGUGGAUGAGCUGGUGGUCUGACUUCGUAUAAGUCAACUUCCUAUGUAAUUAGCAACCCUGUUUCCCCUUGACCAAUAUCUUCUUAGAAUGUCUGCUCACAGGAAAUUUACAUUCAACAAAUGCCUUUCUAAUGUUAAUUAAAAGCUUCCUGUUCAGAAGCUCAACCUC
Molecule: messenger RNA, 3108 nt
Organism: Podarcis muralis (Common wall lizard)
Lineage: Eukaryota; Metazoa; Chordata; Lepidosauria; Squamata; Lacertidae
Gene: GLS
Product: glutaminase
Biological process (GO): L-glutamine catabolic process
Molecular function (GO): protein binding; glutaminase activity
Source: RefSeq, a predicted model, not a curated record